CUAGUCGAGUGCUCGGAAUUGUAUGAAACAUCUUGUUUGUUUCCGCGCGCCCGCGCGCGCAGUAUGACGUCACGGGACGCUCCAGGCCAGGAAGUAGCUGUAGGGGGUAGGCAUGUGCCGCGACUGUGUGAAGACGGAGUACCCUUCUCGGGUAAGGGGUAAUAUCUGCUUGGAGAAUGGUUCCUAUUUGAUGAACUAUGCAGGUUGCGUUGAAUGCAAGAAGAAAGAUUUUGUGAUGAUAACAAACAGAGCAACAGACGAAGAAGAUGGAGAGGAAAUUAUUACUUACGACCAUGUGUGUAAGAACUGUCACCAUGUAAUAGCCAGGCAUGAGUAUACAUUCAGUGUAGUGGAUGAUUACCAGGAAUACACUAUGCUUUGCAUGCUGUGUGGGAGAGCAGAAGAUUCCAUCAGCGUCUUGCCAGACGACCCUCAUCUGAUGAACCCUUUGUUCUGAAAGCAUUUUAGUUUCUUUUAAACAGUUAUAUCAUACAGAUUUGUACCUAGUGGCACCAAAUCAUGAAAUAAGCCAUUGAAAUAUAUUGCCCAUGUACAAUGGGAGGGAGCAACCUGUGUUUCUCCAUGUAUUGUUGGGCUACAAAUCCUAUGAUCUUCACCAUUGGUUAAGCUCACUAGGGCAGCGGGAGUUACUGUCUAGUAGUUGA
This is a messenger RNA of Pogona vitticeps (central bearded dragon), 665 nucleotides long. Lineage: Eukaryota; Metazoa; Chordata; Lepidosauria; Squamata; Agamidae. The record is from RefSeq and is a predicted model, not a curated record.